Daphnia magna is the source of this 620-nucleotide messenger RNA. Its product is annotated as spore cortex-lytic enzyme. Gene Ontology annotation, molecular function: hydrolase activity. Lineage: Eukaryota; Metazoa; Arthropoda; Branchiopoda; Diplostraca; Daphniidae. The record is from RefSeq and is a predicted model, not a curated record.
UUUAGUUAGGAUAAAAUGGAACUUGACAAAAAAUCCAAAGACUACGAGAUAUUGAAAAAGACUGUCUUUGCUGAGGCUAGAGGUGAGGACAGACGUGGACAACGGGCAGUAGCCUGGGAUAAAAACCGAGCCAAUCAAGGGACCAAGUACUCCAAAGAUGGCACAAUUGCCGGCGUUUGCCUUAAGCCAUACCAAUUUUCGUGCUGGAAUGAAGACGAGAAACAUUUAAUUGAACAGGGCAUAAAGAAAGAGCGUAACGUCUAUGAUGCAAUGGACGAAUGGUUGCCGAAAGUUUACGAGAGCUCAGAUCCGACCGGCGGAGCUGAUCAUUACUUCUGCCCCUCCAAGAUACCGACACCGGAAUGGGUCAAAAACUGCGAAUUUAAAGGGGAAAUUGGAAACCACAAGUUCUAUAAAGCAAAAUGCUGAAAAGCAGAGACGAAAUUGAGUUUGUUCACCUGAAGGCGAAAACACUUAUUAGCCACCGAAUAGCAGGAAUCAAUGUUAAGCAAUGCAUAUGGAUGUUGCGUUUUUUUUUUUUCUUCAUUUUCUUCAUUGGUUGGUAGUAGCCGGUAGUAAUGAACUAGUAUUUCAAAAAAAUACAUCUUAAAGUCAAGUGA